Molecule: messenger RNA, 564 nt
Organism: Auxenochlorella protothecoides
Lineage: Eukaryota; Viridiplantae; Chlorophyta; Trebouxiophyceae; Chlorellales; Chlorellaceae
Product: Translocator protein
Exons: 4
Coding region: 1-564 (187 amino acids)
Cellular component (GO): membrane
Source: RefSeq, a predicted model, not a curated record
AUGUUCGGAAGCCGCGCAUUCUCGUUCUUCUCAUCCUACUUUCCACCCCAAAGACCCUCCAGGGUAUCCUCCGACCGGCCUCGGGGCAGGAUGACCAACCUCACGGCUCUGGCUGUGGCCGUCGGCGUGCCUCUCGGCGCCGGGCAGGCCCUGGGAAUCUGGUCCGCCCCAGACAUCAAGGACUGGUACCCCAAGCUGCAGAAGCCUUCGUGGACCCCUCCCGUCCUCUUCUUCGGCCCGGCAUGGAGUGUCCUGUACACCCUGAUGGGCUUCGCUGCCUACAGGGUGUGGCAGGCCGGUGCUCCUCCCCUGGCCAUGGGGCUGUACACCCUGCAGCUGGUCCUGAACCUGGCCUGGCAACCCCUCAUGUUCAAGGCACACGAUCUGCGUGCUGCGUCUUAUGACAUCACAGCUCUGCUGGUUGUCUUGGCUGCCACCAUCGUCGAGUUCCGCAAGGUGGACCCUGCAGCCAGCACCCUGCUGCUUCCCUACUUUGCUUUCUCGGCCUUUGCCGCUGCACUGACGUACGCUUUCCGCCAGCGCAACCCGCCCAAGGUGGAUUGA